Molecule: messenger RNA, 2378 nt
Organism: Raphanus sativus (radish)
Lineage: Eukaryota; Viridiplantae; Streptophyta; Magnoliopsida; Brassicales; Brassicaceae
Product: E3 ubiquitin protein ligase RIN2-like
Exons: 13
Coding region: 271-2001 (576 amino acids)
Biological process (GO): positive regulation of plant-type hypersensitive response; protein ubiquitination; ubiquitin-dependent protein catabolic process
Cellular component (GO): plasma membrane; ubiquitin ligase complex; cytosol
Molecular function (GO): ubiquitin binding; ubiquitin protein ligase activity
Source: RefSeq, a predicted model, not a curated record
CUAAUAACUUCGAAUGUUGAAAAGUGAAAAUUAAAACCCAAAAAGGUCAGUGUUGACCGUAUUGCUUUUUUUUUUGUAAUAAUACUUUUUGUUUCUGUAAGAAGAGAGAUUGAUUUUUGUUUCUGUAAGAAGAAGGAGAUAGAGAUGCAGAGAGUCCUGUGCUAAAGAGAAUAUCCAACCGACCAGAUGGCAUCAUCAUGCUAAUAUGAUUAGAUUGAGUUUCUGGUGGGGACUAAGUUUUAAGUGGCGAAGCUGUCAUCAUAGUUCCUAAUGGGGGUGAGGUACUUGCAGUUCUCCGUCGCAUCAACAGCUCUGAGCUUUGCGGGGCUUCAAGUCUGGACAGAGCUGUCUCUGGAUAGACUUAGAGCAGAUGGGCUGAUAAUUUCCAAGAACAUUUCUUUAGGAGACUCGAGGCAUGCGCUUGAGCUGCUUUUGGGUUCUUACUUUACAAUCGCGUUGCUCACAAAUUUUGUGCUCAAUGUCUAUAUUCUUCUGCUACUUUCUCUCAAGACACUAUUUUUUGGAGAGUUAUAUGGCGUUGAAACUAAAAAGUUGGUGGAGCGACUUGCCAAUUACAUCAUUUACAAGGGUAUAUUUCUACCGCUGGUGAUUCCAGCAACAAUAUUUCAGGGUGUACUGUGGACAGUUUGGCUUACUGUUGUAUGCACUCUAAAGAUGUUUCAAGCUUUGGCUAGAGACCGGCUUGAGCGAUUGAAUGCAUCUCCUUCUUCUACACCGUGGACAUACUUCCGUGUGUAUUCAGUUCUGUUCUUGGUUCUCUCUGUUGAUACGUUGUGGAUAAAGCUUUCCCUUAUGACAUACAGUAGAACUGGCUCUUCUCUGUAUCUGUUGUUACUUUUUGAGCCAUGCAGUAUAGCUUUUGAGACCUUGCAGGCGCUGUUAAUUCAUGGGUUUCAACUGCUUGACAUGUGGAUUACCCACUUAGCAGUGAAGAACUCGGACUGCCAAAGAUCUAAGUUUCUUGAUUCCAUGACAGCAGGCUCACUGUUGGAAUGGAAAGGCCUCCUCAACCGAAACCUAGGUUUCUUUCUGGACAUGGCUACUUCGGUAAUGGCGCUAGGUCACUACUUGCACAUCUGGUGGCUGCAUGGCCUUUCCUUUCAUCUAGUGGAUGCAGUUUUGUUUCUCAACAUACGCGCAUUGCUCAGUGCAAUUUUGAAGCGAAUGAAAGGAUACAUUAAACUGAGAAUCGCUCUGGGCUCACUCCAUGCAGCUCUUCCUGAUGCAACUUCUGAAGAGCUACGCGCAUAUGAUGAUGAAUGUGCUAUAUGCCGGGAACCUAUGGCGAAAGCUAAAAGGCUUCACUGCAACCACCUUUUCCAUCUUGGAUGCCUCCGAUCCUGGUUGGAUCAAGGUCUUAAUGAGGUUUACUCUUGUCCUACAUGUCGUAAACCUCUUUUUGUUGAAACUGAGGUGAACACUCGCUCAGUGGAAGUCUCAAGUGAUGAGCAGUUAGCCCGUCAGCUUCAAAGACAAAACAUUCCUGAGCAUCCACUAGCCACUGGAUUGUUUCCUGCCGAGAUGCCAAACUCCAUUGAAAGUGAUCCUUCAAGGAACUUAGGAUUGGAUCCAAGCUGGCUACAGACAUGGUCAAGUCAGGGUGUUGAUGUCGCUGGUCCCUCUACAGCGUCUAGGUCCGUUGGACUGGGACGGGUUCAGAUGAUGAUGAGGCAUCUUGCUUCUGUUGGAGAAAGUUAUGCGCAAACUGCACUUGAGGAUGCUGCUUGGAGUCUAUGGCCUAUGAACCCUUCACAAGCAUCCACUUCUUCUACAACCAUACCUCUAGGUACUGGUGGAAGGACAGGUGGUCUGCAUUUGAGAAAUGUAUCAAGUGGGGCGAAUGAAAGCUUGGCAAAUAUACUAGCUAUGGCCGAGACAGUGAGGGAUGUCAUGCCACAUGUGCCAGAUGAAAUUAUCUUCCAGGACUUGCAGAGAACAAACUCUGUUUCUGUUACAGUGAACAAUCUUCUCCAGAUGUGAUGAUAGUUUGUGUAAAAAUACUGAGCACUUGCUGCAAUCUUGUUCCAACCCUAAGUAUAGAUUAAUGGUUCGGGACACAUAUACUUUAAGUUUACACACCACCAAACUUCCCAAGCUUCACCGGCUGUAAAUAGAAGGCGUUGUGCAUAUAGAGAAGAAGAGGCUCUAGUGUAUAGCUUCUGUUCAUUGCCCUACUGCGGAAAAUAAAGUUUGUAUAUUUACACAAGGUGCUAUACCCUGGAGAUAUCUUGUAGCAAUCUUGAUCUUGGAUCCAUUCUCGAGUGGUACUGACCAUUCUAUGCUGCUAGGACUCCUGUAUAAGAAUUUGUAAUUUACAACAAAAUGAAGUUAAUUAUAGAGUCUAUACUGUUUAUUGA